Messenger RNA from Aureobasidium vineae, 981 nucleotides. NCBI's taxonomy places the organism in Eukaryota, Fungi, Ascomycota, Dothideomycetes, Dothideales, Saccotheciaceae. The record is from the annotation of a GenBank genome assembly.
AUGGCUCACUACGCCCAGCGCCACGUCCGUCCGAAACUUAGCGAACUGGUUCCAGCCCUUGUAAAAUGCGCCAAAGGUGGGCAGUCGGACAAUGAAACCGCCCUAGCUCUCAAAGCUCUGAGCCUGUUGAUCAUCACCGAACCCUCCGACUCCAUCUACGACGCCAUGAUCCGUCCUCUCAAGGGUAUAAUUUCCUCUUCGGAGUCAUCUUCGGUCAUGGUCGCCGCUAUCCACACACUCGGCAUAGCUACGUUCUACGGUGGAGUUGGUCUGGACGAAACACAAGAAAUCAUGGACUUUUACCUUGAGAUCAUCGAGUCCGAUGGUCACUCUGUCGAAGCAGGCGACGAUGGAAACGUCGUGGCCGCUGCCUUGCAGGAGUGGGGAUUCCUUGCUACACAGUUCGAGGGCAUGGAAGACACGAGCGAAGAGCCUAUGGAAGCCUUUGUCGAGCAGCUAGAGUCUAGCGAUGCUAGUGUUGUAAUUGCUGCUGGUGAGAAUAUUGCUCUUCUUUUCGAAAAGAGCUGGUCGGAAUUGGAAGAAGAUGAGGAACCUGAACACCAAGACGACGAAGACGACGAGGAAGAGGCAGACCCGACUGCGAAGGGCAUGAUCAAACGCUAUACAGUAUGGCGCCAGGAGCAUCAACUCAAGCAUACACUCAGCGCUCUUGCUCAAGCACAUGGAAAACGCAUAUCAAGAAAAGACAAGAAGGAACUGCAUUCCAGCUUCGCCGAUAUUCUCAACACCGUCGAGCAUCCAACAAGAGGCCCUCGCUACAGCAAUGCUAUCGACCAGUAUACGAACAAAGCAUAUGGCUCGCGAAUGGUGGUCCACAUCGGCAAGAACUCCAUGAGCAUUGACAAAUGGUGGAAGCUUCAUCGUCUGCAGUCGUUACGCCGCGCGCUCCAAGGUGGCUUCAUCGUUCACUACGAGGACAAUCAAGUCGUGUUCGAUUCUCUGCCCGUAAUUCUGGAUUAG